UAGUCAACUUCAUUCCCGCCCCUGGCAAGACGUCAACGCCCUGUCCAUGCGCUCUGUUUGCACAGGUCUGAAUAAAAAUCCCUACAUUUCCAGCCUUGCUACAUUCAUCUGACGAGAUGUUGCCUGCAAAGUUGACAGUCGUUGCCCUCCUGGCGUCAGUUUGGUGUUGCACGUCACAAGAGCUCCGCUAUAGUGUCGCAUGUGGCGAUGCAAACCUGAUACUGCAAUGCCCCGACCGUCAUGUCGUCAGAGUGAAGGAACUACGCUACGGUAAAGCCGAUCGGGUCAACUGUGCCGCCAUAACCCCAGCCACCGCAGACUUCUCAGCACGACAGUACUGCCUCAAUCCCGGUCUUAAGACAUGGACCGCGUUCAUCUGUAAUGGCCUGCAGCGUUGCCGCCUGCCAAAGCCAAAUCCACAAAUGUUCGUAUGCGACGAAAAUCACAACUUUAUCCAGGUCAGCUAUUACUGCAGGAAACAAAGAUCUGCUGAGCACACAGUUGUUGCCUGUGAAGGAAAAACGGCAGCUCUCACCUGCGACGCUGGUAAAUCCAUCAGGAUCAUGAAGGCCAGCUAUGGACGCUUUGAUGAGAGACGCUGCAGUAAAACCUCCUCCAUCAUGACCUUCUGCUCCAGCCCCUCAGCCCAUGGCAUCGUUGCAGAUAAAUUCUGCUCCCUGUUGACGGUGAGAACUGGAAUGUCUGGCAUGGUGUGUGACUUUGAUGUCUUCCAGGGCAGUGUCAACGGAAUAGGAGCCAAAUCUGAACUUGGAUUGUCAGGUGAUGAUGUGUUUGAGCUGGCUUCCACACUUCCAGAAGGUCAGAACUACACAAUAUAUGCAGACAACUACUUUGCCAGUGUUCCGUUAUUAGUUAAGCUCCUUGAUCGGGGAAUUGAUUAG
Messenger RNA from Entelurus aequoreus (snake pipefish), 902 nucleotides. RefSeq lists its product as uncharacterized. The coding region runs from base 117 to 902 and encodes 261 amino acids. The transcript is spliced from 8 exons. Lineage: Eukaryota; Metazoa; Chordata; Actinopteri; Syngnathiformes; Syngnathidae. The record is from RefSeq and is a predicted model, not a curated record.